Rotaria socialis is the source of this 1608-nucleotide messenger RNA. NCBI's taxonomy places the organism in Eukaryota, Metazoa, Rotifera, Eurotatoria, Philodinida, Philodinidae. The record is from the annotation of a GenBank genome assembly.
AUGUCCGAUAAUGAAUUAGACGAACUUCUUUCACAAUUAAAAGAUGCUUGUAAAAAAAAUCGUCAUCAUUCAACAAACGAAACAAAUCUUAGUACAGUACUUAAAAAAAUUGAUGUCUUCAUCAAUCGACGUCAGAUGAAACAAGUGAAUCAUCACAAACGUCUUGAGGAUUUACAACGUAAUUUAUUAUUAUCUGAAUCUGAAAGUUCGCGAAAUCGUCUAGCACUCGAAAAGAAAGAUUUUGAAGUUAGUCAAUUACAUAUGAUGUUGAAUAAAGCCGAACAAACUUCUCAAACUAUAAUAAUGAAAUAUGAUAAUGAGGUUCACAAAUUAAGUCAAGAACUUUCUAAUUUUCAACAAGAAUAUGAACGACUAAGAACCACGAAUAAAAAUAAUCAAGAUAAUAGAUCAAUGAACGAAGAAUUAAAUGAAAUCACUCGCCUUCGAGAACUGAAUCAAAUGCUUGAAGUCGAUAAUCAACGUUUAAAUAUUGAAAAUGAUCAUUUAAAACAAAUGCAUGGUCCAACUCAUCAUCAUGAGGAAAGUAAUUUACGUGAAAAAAAUGCUGCAUUAGAAAAAUUAAUAAACUCGCUACAACGCAGUAACCAGCAGCCAUUAGGCGAUCCAGCAGUUAAUAAAAACUUUUUUGAAGCGAAAAUAAUAACUCUUGAAAAUGAAAUCGAUUUUUAUAAAAAUCGUUCUGAUGAACAAGAAAUAGAAAUUCGUCGAUUAGGCAAUGAAUUAAAUACUGAACGGGAACGACACAAAAAUAAACUUGAUAUUUGUCGAAAAAAUAUUACAUCCGAUGAAAUCGAUAAAAUCCGUUUAUUAUUGAAUAAUAGCGAACAACAAUGCAGUUUACUUCGAUUAGAAGUGCAACGUUUACAAACAGAAAAAGAAAUUCUUAAAGUACGUUUAUUUGAAGAAAAAAUGAUCGAUAGUUCAAUGUCUGGAAUUAAUAGAGAAUUAGAUAAUGCCGAUUAUGAAAACUUCAUUUGUCAUGAAAUCGAAAUAAAUAUUGAUCAAACCAAUAAACUCAUCAAUUCUUCGAAUUGUCAUAAGAAAAUUUUACAAGAAAAAAUUCAACAAUUAACCAAUGAUAUAAAUCAAUUAAAAAAAGAAAAGAAAACCAAUAAUUCAAAUGAUUUAUCAAUUCAAAUCUAUCAUUGUAAUGAAAAUAUUCUUCAUGCUAAACGCGAAAUGAAUAAACUACAAAUGGAAAUAACAGAUAAAAAUACAACUAUUUAUAAUUUACAUAGAAAAAUCGAAUGUCUUGAACAAGCAUUGAUGAUUUCAAAACAACGAAUGAAUGCACAAUUGAAUGAAAUUGAAGAACUUCGAACGAGAAAUCAAAUGAUUGCAUUUUCAAUAAAAACAGAAACUAAACAGAAUGCAGUAUUCACAGAUGGAUUAUCCAUUAACGACGAAGAUCAAAGACGCCUAUCAGUAGGUUUCAAUAAGGAUCUAUGUACUAGUUCACCUAUAAAAUCUGCUGAUAUACACAACUAUUUUCAUCAUUUCAAUAAUGGUACUUCACCAUCUACUGGUAUCCACUAUCAAAACCAUGAACGAUUUUCAGCCGAUCAUCGAAAUCUUCUUUCUCGUUGA